CUCCCGCCCGGCGCCGGGCAAUGGCGCUGCUGCGGGACGUGUCGCUGCAGGACCCGCGGGACCGCUUCGAGCUGCUGCAGCGCGUGGGGGCCGGGACCUAUGGCGACGUCUACAAGGCCCGCGACACGGUCACUUCCGAACUGGCCGCGGUCAAGAUAGUCAAGCUAGACCCAGGGGACGACAUCAGCUCCCUCCAGCAGGAAAUCACCAUACUGCGUGAGUGCCGUCACCCCAAUGUGGUGGCCUACAUUGGCAGCUACCUCAGGAAUGACCGCUUGUGGAUCUGCAUGGAGUUCUGCGGAGGGGGGUCCCUGCAGGAGAUUUACCACGCCACUGGGCCCCUGGAGGAACGGCAGAUCGCCUAUGUCUGCCGAGAGGCACUGAAGGGGCUGCACCACUUGCAUUCUCAGGGGAAGAUCCACAGAGACAUCAAGGGAGCCAAUCUUCUCCUCACUCUCCAGGGAGAUGUCAAGCUGGCUGACUUUGGGGUGUCAGGCGAGCUGACGGCGUCCGUGGCUAAGAGGAGGUCUUUCAUUGGGACUCCAUACUGGAUGGCCCCAGAGGUGGCUGCUGUGGAGCGCAAAGGAGGCUACAAUGAAUUGUGUGACGUCUGGGCCCUGGGCAUCACAGCCAUCGAGCUGGGCGAGCUGCAGCCCCCUCUGUUCCAUCUGCACCCCAUGAGGGCCCUGAUGCUCAUGUCGAAGAGUAGCUUCCAGCCGCCCAGGCUGAGAGACAAGACUCGUUGGACCCAGAAUUUCCACCAUUUCCUCAAGCUAGCCUUGACCAAGAACCCCAAGAAGAGGCCCACAGCAGAGAAGCUUCUGCAGCACCCGUUCACAACCCAGCACCUCCCUCGGGCUCUUCUCACACAGCUGUUGGACAAAGCCAAUGACCCCCACCUGGGAACCAUCUCCCCAGAGGACUGUGACCUAGAGACUUACGACAUAUUUCCAGACACCAUUCACUCCCGGGGUCAGCACGGCCCAGCCGAAAGGACCCCCUCGGAGAUCCAGUUUCACCAGGUGAAAUUUGGUGCCCCACGCAGGAAGGAAACAGACCCACUAAAUGAGCCGUGGGAGGAGGAGUGGACACUGCUGGGAAAGGAGGAGCUGAGUGGGAGCCUGCUACAGUCGGUUGAGGAGGCCCUAGAGGAAAGGAGCCUGACCAUCCGGCCAGCCUUGGAACUCCAGGAGCUGGACUCCCCAGGCGACACCAUAGGAACCAUCAAGCGGACCCCAUUCUUGGGGCCGGCCCCCCCUGAGCCUCCAGCGGAAGACCCUCUAUCCAGCCCUCUGGGAACCUCACCUCCACCUCUCCCAGGCCCUGCCAACCCCCCUCUGCUCCCCACUGCCUGGGCUACCAUGAAGCACAAAGAGGAUCCAGAGAGAUCAUCGUGCCACGGGCUCCCCCCAACCCCCAAGGUGCACAUGGGUGCCUGCUUCUCCAAGGUCUUCAAUGGUUGCCCCCUGCGGAUCCAUGCUGCUGUCACCUGGAUUCACCCUGUCACCCGGGACCAGUUCCUGGUGGUGGGGGCCGAGGAAGGCAUCUACACCCUCAACCUGCAUGAACUGCAUGAGGAUACACUGGAGAAGCUGAUUUCACCCCGCUGCACCUGGCUCUACUGUGUGAAUAACGUACUGCUGUCACUCUCAGGGAAAUCCACGCACAUCUGGGCCCAUGACCUUCCAGGCCUGUUUGAGCAGCGAAGACUUCAGCAACAGGUUCCCCUCUCCAUCCCCACCAACCGCCUCACGCAGCGCAUCAUUCCCAGGCGCUUUGCCUUGUCCACCAAGAUUCCAGACACCAAAGGCUGCCUGCAGUGUCGUGUGGUGCGGAACCCCUACACUGGCAGCACCUUCCUACUGGCUGCCCUGCCUGCCAGCCUGCUCCUGCUACAGUGGUACGAGCCUCUCCAGAAGUUCCUGCUGCUGAAGAACUUCUCCAGCCCCUUGCCCAGCCCAGCAGGGAUGCUGGAGCCACUGGUGCUGGAUGGGAAGGAGUUACCGCAGGUGUGUGUCGGGGCUGAGGGCCCCGAGGGGCCUGGCUGCCGAGUUCUCUUCCACAUCCUGCCCCUGGAGGCCGGUUUGACGCCUGAUGUCCUCAUACCACCUGAGGGGCUCCCGGGCACAGCCCACCAGGUGAUCCAGGUGGACAGGGACACAGUCCUGGUCUGCUUUGACCGCUGCGUGAGGAUCGUCAACCUGCUGGGCGAGCCCACGGCCAUCCUAGCACCCCUGCUGACUUUUGACUUCCCCAUCGAGACUGUGGUGUGUCUGCAAGACAGCGUGCUGGCCUUCUGGAGCCAUGGAAUGCAAGGCCGUAGCCUGGACACCAACGAGGUGACCCAGGAGAUCACAGAUGAGACAAGGAUCUUCCGAGUGCUUGGGGCCCACAGAGAUAUCAUCCUUGAGAGCAUUCCCACUGACAACCCUGGGGCUCACAGCAACCUGUACAUUCUAACGGGCCACCAGAGCAGUUACUGAGAGGGCCAGGUCUGGCCAGUGGCAUCCCCUCACCCUGCCCCCAGGCCUUAGCUGCCUUCUCUUUUAGGCAAAAGGGCCCCUCCCAGGUCAGAGGAGCCCAGGCUCUGCUGGUCUGAAGGGCAGAAAUAAUCCUGAGAAGAGUUUUGGGGCUGCAGAGGAGAGGAGAGCCGACCCCAGACCUCCCAGGCCCCGCAAAACUGGACCAGAGGAAGCUGCUGUCACCUCCCCCUCCCCUGUGGGCAGCCCAAGCCCUGUGGCAAGCGCCCCGGGCAGGGUGGGAGCAGGCCCAGGCAAUCCAUUCCAUUUUGUUCCACAUGUCCUUUCCAUUCUUCCAGCCAAGAGCCUGCCCCUGUACCCUGCCCUGGGGAACAUGGUAUUUAAGAGAGAAACUAUAUUGGUAUUAAAGCUGGUUUGAUUUUA
Canis lupus familiaris (dog) is the source of this 2903-nucleotide messenger RNA. It is a transcript of the gene MAP4K2, whose product is annotated as mitogen-activated protein kinase kinase kinase kinase 2. Lineage: Eukaryota; Metazoa; Chordata; Mammalia; Carnivora; Canidae. Gene Ontology annotation, biological process: protein phosphorylation. Gene Ontology annotation, molecular function: ATP binding; MAP kinase kinase kinase kinase activity. The record is from RefSeq and is a predicted model, not a curated record. The transcript is spliced from 32 exons. The coding region runs from base 21 to 2483 and encodes 820 amino acids.